This is a messenger RNA of Lecanosticta acicola, 612 nucleotides long. Lineage: Eukaryota; Fungi; Ascomycota; Dothideomycetes; Mycosphaerellales; Mycosphaerellaceae. The record is from the annotation of a GenBank genome assembly.
AUGAAAGAACCCCUCUCCAAGCAAAUCUCCAGCUGCUGCUGUUUCUGCUGCGGCAAGAGACGCCCACAGCAAGAACCACCACCAAAGGACGAAGAAGAAGAAUACGCUUUCCAGGAAUUUGAACACCAGCCUUCGUCUUCCAUCGCUCAAAUAGCCAUCAACACCGCACUACGCUAUCCGUCGUCAAACCGUGAUUCCCGUGAAGAAGAACCCCCGGCACAGAGUCAAUACGCGAGGAGGGAGGGGGACGAAAUUCGUCGUAGUCUGCAGCCGCCGCCACCGGAUUACGAUACCGCGAUGAAAGCCGCUGGACAUCGCGAUCUGGCGAGUAUUGCUACUAUUGCACCGCAGCCUACCGAGAGACCUAGACCUAGACCUAGACCCGGGACAGCGGAGUUGGAGAGUCGCGUACAAUCGCAUGUUGGAGAUGCGAAGAGGGGAGUCUCUAGACAGGAGGAAGGAGGAGAAGGAGAAGAAGAAGAACUGAGUGAGCCGGAAGAUAUCGAUCGUCAUAGUGUUCGGUCUCUUGAUUCGGAUACCACGGAUUUGGGACCGGGGAUCUUGACGCCGCCGUCGGAAGAUGAACGUCAUGCGAGCAUGGUGAGUGAGUAG